Molecule: messenger RNA, 1449 nt
Organism: Candida tropicalis MYA-3404
Lineage: Eukaryota; Fungi; Ascomycota; Pichiomycetes; Serinales; Debaryomycetaceae
Product: metallodipeptidase
Exons: 1
Coding region: 1-1449 (482 amino acids)
Biological process (GO): proteolysis
Molecular function (GO): metallodipeptidase activity
Source: RefSeq, a predicted model, not a curated record
AUGUCAUCAUAUGAAAAAUUACCAUUAGAACCAUUCUUUGAAGCAAUUGAAGAAUUGAAACCAAAAUUCAUUGAAAGAAUCACUAAGGCUGUUUCAAUUCCAUCAGUUUCAUCAGAUGAAACUUUACGUCCAAAAGUUGUUGAAAUGGCACAUUUCUUGGUUGAUGAAAUGAAACAAUUAGGAUUUGAAGAUAUUCAAUUAAAGGAAUUAGGUAUUCAACCACCACCUGUUUCUGAUCCAAAUUUAAAAUUACCACCUAUUGUUUUAGGCAGAUUUGGUCAAGAUCCAAAAAAGAAAAAUGUUUUAGUUUAUGGACAUUAUGAUGUUCAACCUGCUUUGAAAGAAGAUGGUUGGACUAGUGAACCAUUUGAAUUGUAUCAAGAUAAAGCUAAAGAUAUUUUAUAUGGUAGAGGUGUUACUGAUGAUAAAGGUCCAGUUGUUGGUUGGUUGAAUGUUAUUGAAGCUCACAAUAAAUUAGGCUGGGAAUUGCCAGUUAACUUGAUUGUUUGUUUCGAAGGUAUGGAAGAAAGUGGGUCCUUAGGAUUGGAUGAAUUGGUUGCUAAAGAAGCCAAUGAAUAUUUCAAAGGAGUUGACCAAGUUACAAUUUCUGAUAACUACUGGUUGGGUACUAAGAAACCAGUUUUAACUUAUGGUUUAAGAGGAUGUAACUAUUACCAAAUUAUCAUUGAAGGUCCUGGAGCUGAUUUACACAGUGGUAUCUUUGGUGGUAUCAUUGCUGAACCAAUGACUGAUUUAAUCAAAGUUAUGUCUAAUUUGGUUGAUUCUAAAGGUAAGAUUUUGAUUCCUGGAGUUUAUGAUAUGGUUGCUCCAUUAACUGAUAAAGAAAAUGAAUUGUACGAUGCUAUUGACUUUUCUGUUGAAGAAUUAAAUGCUGCCAGUGGUUCAGAAACUUCAUUGCAUGACAACAAACAAGAUAUUUUGAAACACAGAUGGAGAUUCCCAUCUUUAUCUUUGCACGGUAUCGAAGGUGCCUUUUCUGGUGCUGGUGCCAAGACUGUCAUUCCAGCUAAAGUUGUUGGUAAAUUCUCGAUUAGAACUGUCCCAGAUAUCGAUUCUGGUAAAUUAGAUCAAUUGGUUUUCAAAUACAUUACUGCCGAAUUUGAAAAAUUGAACUCACCAAACAAAUUCAAAGUUGAAUUGAUCCAUGAUGGUAACUACUGGGUUUCUGAUCCAUUCAAUGAAAGUUUCACAGCUGCAUCUAAAGCCACCCAAGAUGUUUGGGGUGUUGUUCCAGAUUUCACCAGAGAAGGUGGAUCUAUUCCAAUCACUUUAACUUUUGAAAAAGAAUUGGGUGUUGAUGUUUUACUUUUGCCAAUGGGUAGAGGUGAUGACGGUGCCCAUUCUAUUAAUGAAAAAUUGGAUGUCAGUAACUAUAUCAACGGUUGUAAAACUUUGGGUAGUUACUUACAUUAUUAUGCUAAAGCUUAA